Molecule: messenger RNA, 981 nt
Organism: Cokeromyces recurvatus
Lineage: Eukaryota; Fungi; Mucoromycota; Mucoromycetes; Mucorales; Mucoraceae
Product: S-adenosyl-L-methionine-dependent methyltransferase
Exons: 6
Coding region: 1-981 (326 amino acids)
Source: RefSeq, a predicted model, not a curated record
AUGAAUGCAACAAGUUCAUUAGCUGACAAUAAUAAUAGUAGCAGUACUUCUUCUUUUUCGAGUUUCUUAAAAUUAAAGUGGAGAACGUCUAAUAAAGAUACAAAAUUAAGCAUAAGACAAAGACUACCAAAUACAGUGGAUGAUAUUGAAAGAGAUUGGGCCAGACAUUGUGCUCUUAAACUAGCAUUUGAAAGUGAUUUUAAGGCACCCGUUCAAAGGCUGUUACAAGCAGGUGGCUGUGAAGUAUUAGAUAUUGGAUGUGGAUCAGGAUUUUGGACUAGUGACAUGGCUUCACAAUACCCUUUAUCUUAUUUUACAGGCAUUGAUAUUGAUAAGAAUAUUUUACCAAUAAGUUCGUUAUCAAAAAAUAUUGUGUAUCAUCGUAUAGAUUUAAUCGAGUUACCAUUACCUUAUGAAGAUGCUACAUUUGAUUAUAUCUUUAUACGUUCAAUGAUGGAUACAUUACCAGACUCGAUGUGGGAUAAUAUAUUAAAGGAUCUAAUCAGAAUAAUGAAAAAGGGUGCUUAUAUUGAAUGUAUAGAAGCAUAUGAUAAUCUAUUAGAUGCUGGCCCUUCAAUGUCACUAUUAAAUCAAUGCAACUUACAUCAUCCAUCUACAGAUGAACAACCAAAGCUAAAUCCAUGGCCAAAUCGAAUAGCUAAUCAAAGUCAAUUAAAAGGCAUGCAGAUAUAUCAUACGCAUACACCUGUUGGAUUAUAUGGUGGUGCGAUUGGUUCAUUAUUACUAGAAUAUUGGGAAAGGAUUAUUAAAGGACUUCAAAGAGAUUGGCUAACAAAUAAAUGGAUAACAGAAGAUGAAUUGGAACAAACAAUAAAAUCUAUGAGAAAUGAAGUAGACGAAUAUCAUACAUACAUGUCAUGGUAUUCUGUGUUUGCACAAAAAAAGGGCUAUAAUGGUCCUAUCAUUCAAUUUGAUGAUGUAGACGAUUUUGGCCAUGUUUAUACCACUAUUAUUUCGUAA